GAAACACAUGAUGAGCAUGAUACUUCAACUGAAAAUGCAGAUGAUUCUAACCAUGAUCCUCAGUUUGAGCCCAUAGUCUCCCUUCCUGAGCAAGAGAUAAAAACUCUGGAAGAAGAUGAGGAAGAACUCUUUAAGAUGCGAGCAAAGCUAUUCCGAUUUGCAUCCGAGAAUGACCUUCCAGAAUGGAAAGAACGAGGAACUGGCGAUGUAAAACUCCUGAAACACAAGGAGAAGGGAACAAUUCGCCUCCUCAUGAGGAGGGAUAAAACCCUAAAAAUCUGUGCAAACCAUUAUAUCACACCUUUAAUGGAGCUGAGGCCUAACGCUGGGAGCGACAGGGCGUGGGUCUGGAACACACAUGCUGACUUUGCAGAUGAAAGCCCCAAGCCUGAACUUCUGGCAAUCCGAUUUUUAAAUGCAGAGAAUGCACAGAAAUUCAAGGCAAAAUUUGAAGAAUGCAGGAAUGAAGUAAACCAGCGAGCAAAGAAAGCAGGCACAGACAAAAAUGAUAGUGCUGAUAAAGUUGCUGAAAAACUAGAAGAGCUUUCUGUAAAGGAAGAGAGCAAAGAAUCUGAGAAGAAAGAGACCAAGGAAAAAACUGAAGAAAAGCAAUAAAUCAUUCUGGGCCUUGCAGUUUUUCCUUUCCUUUUCUUUUUUUUUUUUUUUCCUUUUCCUUUUUUUUUUCUUUUUUUUUUUUUAUUAUUUUUAUUUUUACAAGGGACUUUAUAAGGAACUGAAUUCAACAUUCA
Molecule: messenger RNA, 749 nt
Organism: Nestor notabilis (Kea)
Lineage: Eukaryota; Metazoa; Chordata; Aves; Psittaciformes; Psittacidae
Gene: RANBP1
Product: RAN binding protein 1
Exons: 5
Biological process (GO): nucleocytoplasmic transport; positive regulation of mitotic centrosome separation
Cellular component (GO): cytoplasm; centrosome; nuclear pore
Molecular function (GO): GTPase activator activity
Source: RefSeq, a predicted model, not a curated record